Molecule: messenger RNA, 2683 nt
Organism: Acanthisitta chloris (rifleman)
Lineage: Eukaryota; Metazoa; Chordata; Aves; Passeriformes; Acanthisittidae
Gene: ZNF592
Product: zinc finger protein 592
Exons: 3
Source: RefSeq, a predicted model, not a curated record
CAUGGGGGACAUGAAAACCCCUGACUUUGAUGACCUCUUGGCUGCUUUUGACAUCCCUGAUCCAACUAGCCUCGAUGCCAAGGAGACCAUCCCCUCAGCUGGGGAGGAGAGUGAGAACCACCUGAAGUCGUCGGGAAUCUGCAUCGAUGAGAACGUGUCCUUAUCCCACUCUUUGCCUCCCUCUGAUGCUCCUGUGGUGAGUGUGAUAGUGAAGAACACGAGUCGCCAGGAGUCCUUUGAGGCAGACAAGGAGGGGAAUCACCUCGGGACGGGUCUGCUGCACAACGGGUUUCGUGGCUCUGAUCUCCCAGCAGAGGCUCACGCUCUUGUCCAUAAUUAUGGCAAGUUUGAGUCAACUUUUAUUAACGGUGACAGCUCGAGAGGUUACUCGGAUAAACUGGACCAGGCCAAGUCGGAGCCUUUGCCAACAUUUAGUCAGUUUAGUCCCAUUUCCAGUCCUGAACCAGAGGAUGCGUUCAAGGAGAACAGUAUUGGAGAUAAACCCAAACAUGCCCAAACUCCCUAUUUUCCACCGCCUUCCAUGUAUAUACCGACAGGAGCUUCAGUCCUAGAUCAUCUUAGGAAGGUGCCAGAGCCCGAAUUAAGUAUGUUUGAUCAGUACUGUAAAAAGGAACAGAAGAUGGAAGUCCACUGCCAGCCAGAUAACAGGCUGGAAAUGAGCAGGAGAGAGCACGACAAAGCAGCAGAGAGGUUUGUGGAGUCAAGCAAGGACUUGGUAGAUACCAACAGCUUUCUUGGAGAAGGCUUGGUGUUUGGAGACCUCCCUCACAAUAAUUUAGGAGACAGUAAGGGGUCUGUGCCCGAGCUGAACAUGUCUUCAUCAGUCCCACCCCGGCAGAGGUUAAAGCCAACUCAUUCCAAGUUGUCAUCCUGCGUGGCAGCGUUAGUAGCUCUUCAGGCCAAAAAGGUUGCGUGUAUUCCAAAAGGCGAUCAGCCAAAUCUUACCAAGGAGCCUGGUCCUUUCAAAGAUGGGACAAAGGGAAGUCCAAAAAUGCCCAAGUCGCCAAAGAGUCCCCGAAGCCCCUUGGAGGUGGUGAGGAAGGCCAGCAAGCAGCCCGAGAGUCCUCGGAGCGUGUGCAGCGACAGCAGCGGGAAAGGCUCUCCUUCCAUGGCAGCUGGUUCUCCACCAGCUAUUCCCAAAGUUAGAAUAAAGACUAUCAAGACAUCCUCUGGUGAAAUUAAAAGGACUGUAACUAGAAUUUUGCCAGAAAACGACGAGUUGGGUAAAUCUUCAGAAGAAUCUCCUGCAGAAUCCUCCUCGGCCGAAGAGUUUAUGAAAUCUUUCCCAUCCCCUGACACCAGUGCAGUGAUGGAAAGUGAGGCUGGCAGGAAUUCUACCAAACCUGGGGCUGCUGUGGCUAUCCAGCUGUCAAACAUCACGAGUCCAUACUUGGACAGUAUGAAAAUGGAUAUUGCAAACAGCACGUGCACCGUGUCCUUGUCUCCCCUGCCGAACUGCGGCGGCGGUGCCAUCAAGGUGGGCGUCAAGAGGCAGCAGCAGGGCACGGUGGCACCGCCAUCGGGCACGGCCUCCUCCAGCCUCCUUCCCAAAGCUGUGCACCUGGCAAACCUCAACCUGGUCCCGCACAGUGUCGCCGCUUCUGUCACGGCCAAGUCCUCGGCACAGCGGCGAAACCAGCCCCAGGUGACACAGAUGUCUGUGCCACUGGUGCACCAAGUGAAGAAAGCUGCUCCCGUCGUCAUGGAGGCGUUCAAUAAAGUGCUGCACAGUGCCAACCCAGUGCCCAUAUACACCCCCAACCUCAGCCCCCCUCCUGACGCCAGUAUUAACUUACCUGCCUCUGGGUAUUGCUGCCUGGAAUGUGGGGACUCGUUUGCCUUAGAGAAAAGCCUGACUCAACACUAUAGUAGGCGAAGUGUUCACAUUGAAGUCAUGUGCACUCAGUGUUCAGCUAUGCUCCUUUUCUUUAAUAAGUGUAGCUUGCUUAAACAUGCACGAGACCACAAGAGCAAAGGGUUUAUCAUGCAGUGUUCUCAGCUGCUCAUGAAACCGAUUUCUGCAGACCAAAUGUUUUCACCCUCUCCUACAAGCUCCUCAGCCUCGCCGGCUCCUCAGACUUUGCACUCCUCCUCUCCUCCACGUAAGUCCAGCGCUGCUUCAGGAGGUGGCGUGGGGAUUUCUGCAAACACUCAGCCAGCCAUGCCUCUCUACAUGGACCCACAGAGGCUAAUCCGUCAUGGGCUUAAGUGUUUGGAGUGUAACAAGCAGGAGCAGGAUUACCUUUCUUUAGCAGCUCAUUACCAGAGAACCUCAGAAGAUAAUGAGAGACUGACGUGCCAAGUGUGCCAGAUGAUGCUGCCCAACCAGUGCAGUUUCUGCGCUCACCAGAGGAUCCACGCUCACAAAUCUCCGUACUGCUGCCCGGAGUGCGGCGCCGUGUGCCGCUCGGCCUACUUCCAGACCCACGUGCGGGAGAACUGCCUGCACUACUCCCGCAAAGUCGGCAUCAGGUGCAUCCAUUGUGGAGUUGUCUUCAUGACCAUUGCCCUGCUCAAGGUUCACAUCCAGGAGAAACACUGCGAAGUCUUCCACAAGUGUUCUUUUUGCCCAAAGGCCUUCAAGUCGGCCGACAGCACCCUGGCUCACAUGACCAGCCAACAUGCAGCAGAGCCUCACAAGACUACUCAGUAAGUUUUCUGA